Messenger RNA from Esox lucius (northern pike), 4105 nucleotides. It is a transcript of the gene tbx21, whose product is annotated as T-box transcription factor 21. Gene Ontology annotation, biological process: positive regulation of DNA-templated transcription; cell fate specification; regulation of transcription by RNA polymerase II. The record is from RefSeq and is a predicted model, not a curated record. Gene Ontology annotation, cellular component: nucleus. Gene Ontology annotation, molecular function: DNA-binding transcription factor activity, RNA polymerase II-specific; RNA polymerase II cis-regulatory region sequence-specific DNA binding. NCBI's taxonomy places the organism in Eukaryota, Metazoa, Chordata, Actinopteri, Esociformes, Esocidae. The transcript is spliced from 6 exons. The coding region runs from base 312 to 2147 and encodes 611 amino acids.
CGCUGGUAGGGGUUCUUGUCAAAAAAUUAUUGUUUUCUGAUGCCGAAGAUUUAGUAAUUAGCCUGUGUUUUUGUUACUAAAUGACUUAUUUGGUGGUAUGCCUAUAUUUAAAUUGAGUUUGCGUUUCCCAGAAGUCCAUAGACUUAUUGGUUAAAGAACUUCAGACAAUGAUUUUUAGCUAAAGUAAAAUCGGCAGAAGGACGAAAUGUAGCAUUUUUUGCAUUUACCUCAAAAUCCUUAAGCGCGUGUUCGUUCUACAGGACCUGAAAGAAGGGCACGGUGAACCUAUGACACACUGAGACGGGUUGCACAUGGGCGGCAUAGGUGGCAAUCUUUACCUCAGUAUGUUGAAUGGGAAUGAUACGCAAACUUUCGGAAAAGACAUCGAUAUCCACAAUCCCAUUCAACGCAGCAAGGAUUUAGCGGAGUUUAAAAUGGGAAUUCAGGACACCAGGUUCUAUUACCAAGACUCAAUUCAAAAUGGACAAGACGCGUUGGCACUGCCGUACCACGCAGAUCAAACUGUGGCCGGAUUCGGAGCGCAACCCGGGAGGUUUUACUCAACUCCCCUAAAUAGCUGCCAUUUCAGCAGUGUCAGGUCGCCGACUCGAACUGGGACGGGACAGAAUUAUUUAACACCUGGAGAAGAAGGUUUCUCAACAACUAGCAAAGAAGCUUACUGUGGCUCUCCGGAGAGUUAUUCCACGCCCUUUCAACACGGGUACCCUCGCGCGCAACUCUACCCUUUACCUGGCCUACAGGUGUGCGGUAAAACGCAGGCAAUCCUCAACAACUAUCCUCUGUGGGCAAAGUUCCACAAAUACCAAACCGAAAUGAUCAUAACGAAACAGGGGCGGAGGAUGUUCCCCUUUCUGAGUUUCAACAUCAGUGUUCUAGACCCGUCGGUACACUACAAUGUAUAUGUGGAUGUGGUCCUGGCCGACCAGCACCACUGGAGGUACCAGGGAGGGAAGUGGGUCCAGUGUGGUAAAGCGGAAGGCAACAUGCCAGGGAACAGGACGUACAUGCACCCUGACUCCCCCAACACAGGGGCCCAUUGGAUGAGGCAGGAGGUUUCGUUCGGCAAGCUGAAGCUCACCAACAACAAGGGCAGCUCCAACAACGUGGCACAGAUGAUAGUGCUGCAGUCGCUUCAUAAGUACCAGCCACGUCUCCACAUUGUGGAGGUGAAGGAGGAUGGUUCUGAAGACCCGUUCCUCACUGCCAAGGCCCAGACCUUUGUCUUCCCAGAGACCCAGUUCAUCGCUGUCACAGCCUAUCAGAACGCAGACAUCACUCAGCUGAAAAUAGACCACAACCCUUUUGCAAAAGGUUUCCGGGACAAUUAUGACACGCUGUACGCACAGACUGACUCAGACCGCCUCACCCCCUCGCCUUCCGAUGGCCAGCAGCUCCUGGCGGGGCCCUGCUACACCCAGGGGUACCUGACGGAUCAGUACAUGAACUCCCUGCCCCAGGGCCGCUUCUACAGCCGAGAGCACAUGGCCGCCAUGAGUCAGCCGCCCAAAGACCCCUCAGCCACCCCCCACGGCCGCUGGUACCUCCCCCCCCAGCAGGGUGUCGCCUCCAACCGACUGGAGUUCAGCUCUUACGACGGCGACUUCUCCAGUCCCGGCUUCUACAAGCCCUUCCCGCUGCAGUCGUCAGCCCACCACGCGCUGGGCUACUACGGGGACAGCCCCUUUGCCUCAGCCAGCGCCGGGCCCCCGUCGACAGGCUGGAACACCGCCCGGCCCACCCCCCAGUACCUCAACCACCCCCACCCCGGUAAAGCCGGUCACGGCCUGGGCUGGUUCAGGCCGGUGUCCUCCGCCUCGUCCUGCUCCACCUCCCCGGGUCACCCCAGACUCCACGCCCCGUCCCUCCUGGAGCCGCUGCGCCCCGCGCCCCCACCACCCGACAAGCCCAAGGACGUGGGGGCGGAGGACCCCUGGCUGGAACCCCCCUCGGUUAAAUCGGUGGACUCGGCCGACUCUGGCCUGUAUGAGGGCGUGGCGGAGAGCAAGAAGCGACGGGUGUCGCCGUACGCCUCCAGCACGGAGAACUCGCCGCCCACGCGCGGCACAGAGGUGUGCGAGAAAGACGGUGGCGGUGACGCUGGCUACUACGGCUUUUACACCCACUGAAGCCUCCCUGAUUGCGUGACAAACCCUCCGCCGGUGUCCUCCCCCCCCCGUCCUUAGUGUGCCGUGGUAUCUCCCAAGUGUGUCACUUCCUGUCCAGUGAAGUCGUGUUAUGGCGAUGGACCGAAACUCCAUUGGCCACGGAGGUCCAGCGUAACAGAAGGGGCCGAGGCCGAUGCCCGGCACCUCUGUCAUUUUCACACGUGCAGAUAGAUGGGUCCUCUGUGCAGCGCAGUGGGGAGGCUGCUCCGCGCACGAGGCCCUCUCUUUUGGGCGUUCGUUGCUUUUUUGAGAAUGCAGACUUUCUCGGUUCAAACAGGAACACAGUGGAGGUUACUGUCACAGUGUGUUUUUGACUGGGUCCACGGACACUGCCCUAGAGGCACAUAGACACGCAAACCUUUGACUUCAGUCUUUCUAACGUCUGGAGAUUAAAAAAUAAGACGUCUGCACACCUGCUGACAGGACCCUGCAGGGGCUGUCCACUCCUCCCACAUCACACACACACACACACACUUCUCUGUUCCCCUCUCUGCUUUCGGUAUGUGCCCACGGUCAUGUGCCCCGGUGUUCCCACAUGCAAACAGAACUUGUUGCAUGCUAAAGGGUGUAAGACAGCCCCCCAGUCAGAGGAGUCUGGGAUACUGGGGGUCUGAAGUCACAUGACGCUGGUUUGUUAGAGCCAAUUCCAAAACCAUCGGAAAUGAGACAGGAACAUAACUAAGACCUCAUUGUUUCUCUCACUUCUGUUGCUGUGGUACGUAUACACGUAUAUCUUGGGGGAUGGUGAAGUCAGAGGACGGACACAAUUAGUGCUUGGUGAGUGACAGUGCAGCCAUGAGAACCUAAUUUACAAACACGUCACGGGAAGUUGAGCAAAACACACACACACCUUUUACCUUUAAGACAACAGGUGCAUGUGUCUAGUCAACACUGCUUUCCGAGAUUGAAUAUGAUCACUUGUAAGAUCAUUCGUUUUUUUGGACAACGUUUUUAAGUACCCAACGUACGCUAGAUGUUAAUUCUGUUGACUCAGUCAGAGUUUCGUGUUUUGUGUGAUUUAUUCAACAGGAAACUGCCCUUUUGUGUCAGGCUAAAUGGCCUUUCUACGAACAGAUGACGGUGCAGUAGAUCGAAGGAAGAAAUCAGUCAUUCUAUGGCCAAAAGUUAUAGGAUAGUGCUCAUGAAAACAGAAUUCAGCAUAACCUUGCUGCGACACCUUCCUGAUGCAAUAACACAGCAGCACACUGACACGUCACGUGACAUAUAUUUCAAUAGUGGGAAUUUACUGGAAUUCUAGCUAGAUGUUUUCUUAGGUAGAGUUUCUGCUGGACACUGUCAAAAACAUACAUGACAUUGCGAUCAUUAGACUUUUCAUGAUGUUUAAUUGUUACCCGUAAGUUAGAAAGCGACAUGGCUUUUCGAUACAUUGUCUCCAAAUAAUGACAGUAUGUUAAGAGGUGACUUUUUCUUUUUUUAUGUUAAGUGCAAUUAACAUAUUUUCAUUGUUUUUAACUAUGUAAGAAGUUUCAUAUUUUAAUAAGUGGUUGACAAAGUGUUGUCAAAGAUUAGACGAAAACAUUCACGAUGUUUUGUUACAAUGGCACAGAACCCGCAGUAAUCUGAUUGCUAAGUGACAGUUUGACUUGAAACAGAACUCCAUGAGGACUGAGUCAGGACUGCCUGCUAGUUAAUAUCUCCCUCACAAUGAACUAAGAAAAGAACUCACAGCAUAUAUACAGUCAUACUUCCAUAAAUACCUUACCCAUGAUUCACUGCCAUUUUUGCAAGAAGGAGAAAGCUGUGGUAAACUUGACAGGUCAGAGGCAGUUUCAUUAGUGCUUAAUGUACCGUUGGCUCCACAGUAAGGCAACCUGCCUCCCAUUCUGUAAAAUAAAUUAUCCAUGUUUUUAUAAAGUUGUAUGAAUCAUUAAUUUAGUCAGUCUGAGGAGGCAAGAUGU